GGCCUGGCGUCCUGGCUCCGCAGCUCCUGCCGCUUUUGCGGCACCGGGGCGGCCCGGCCUGGCCUCAUGUACCGAGCGCUGUAUGCGUUCCGCUCGGCGGAGCCCAACGCGCUGGCGUUCGCUGCGGGCGAGACCUUUCUGGUGCUGGAGCGCAGCAGCACGCACUGGUGGCUGGCGGCGCGGGCGCGCAGUGGCGAGACAGGCUACGUGCCACCCGCCUACCUGCAUCGCCUGCAGGGCCUAGACCAAGAUGUCCUGCAAGCCAUCGACCGGGCCAUCGAGGCCGUGCACAACACAGCCAUGCGGGACGGGGGCAAGUACAGCCUGGAACAGCGUGGCGUCCUCCAGAAACUGAUCCACCACCGGAAAGAGACCCUGUCUCGCAGAGGCCCCUCGGCUUCCAGCGCUGCAGCUAUGACCGCGUCCACCAGUGACCACCAUCUGGAUGCUGCCGCCGCCCGGCAGCCCAAUGGGAUGUGUCGAGCCGGGUUCGAGCGGCAGCACAGCCUGCCCAGUUCUGAGCAUCUCGGGGCAGAUGGAGGCCUCUACCAGAUCCCGCCACAGCCGCGCCGGGCAGCACCCACCACACCGCCCCCACCCGUGAAGCGCCGGGACCGAGAGGCCCUGGUGGUCUCAGGGAGCGGCGGCCGCAGCGCCACACCCUGCGGGGGUAGUUCUGUGUCCAGCGGCUCCACAGUCAGCAGCACCUCCCUGGACACACUCUAUACCGGCUCCAGCCCGUCCGAGCUGGGACCCAGCUGCUCCCCCACACCCCCACCCGUGCCCCGCCGAGGAACCCACACCUCCAUCUCCCAGCCCCAGCCCCAGCCCCAGCCUCAGCCCCAGCCCCAGCCCCCUCCCUCCAAGGUGCCAUCUCCUGAGCCCACUGCCGAGGAGGUGGCAGUUGGUACAGCCUCAGCCCCUGAGACCCUGGAGGCCCUGGGUGCGCUGAGCCUGGGCACCACAGAGGAGAAGGCAGGGGCCGAGACUGCUGUGCCCAGGACCAUUGGCGCAGAGCUGAUGGAGCUUGUGCGGAGAAACACCGGCCUGAGCCACGAGUUAUGCCGCGUGGCCAUUGGCGUCGUGGUGGGUCACAUCCAGGCCUCGGUGCCGGCCAGCUCACCUGUCAUGGAGCAGGUCCUCCUCUCACUGGUGGAGGGCAAGGAUCUGAGCACGGCGCUGCCCUCGGGGCAGGUCUGCCAUGACCAGCAGAGACUGGAGGUGAUCUUUACAGACCUGGCCCGGCGGAAGGACGACGCCCAGCAGCGGAGCUGGGCCCUGUACGAGGACGAGGGCGUCAUCCGCUGCUACCUGGAGGAGUUGCUGCACAUUCUGACUGAUGCAGAUCCUGAAGUUUGCAAGAAGAUGUGCAAGAGAAAUGAGUUCGAAUCUGUCCUGGCUUUGGUGGCCUAUUACCAAAUGGAACACCGGGCAUCGCUGCGCCUGCUGCUGCUCAAGUGCUUCGGAGCCAUGUGCAGCCUGGACGCGGCCAUCAUCUCCACCCUCGUGUCCUCCGUGCUGCCUGUGGAGCUGGCAAGGGACAUGCAGACGGACACACAGGACCACCAGAAACUCUGUUACUCUGCGCUCGUCCUGGCCAUGGUCUUCUCCAUGGGGGAAGCAGUGCCCUACGCACACUACGAACACCUGGGCACCCCCUUCGCCCAGUUCCUGCUGAGCAUCGUUGAGGAUGGACUGCCCUCGGACACGACGGAGCAGCUGCCAGACCUGUGCAUGAACCUCCUGCUGGCGCUCAACCUGCACCUGCCAGCCCCCGAGCAGAACACCAUCAUGGCUGCCCUGAGGAAGCACACCAAUGUCAAGAUCUUCUCCGAGAAGCUGCUGCUGCUGCUGAACCGAGGGGAUGACCCCGUGCGCAUCUUUGCGCAUGAGCCCCAGCCGCCGCACUCCAUCCUCAAGUUCCUGCAGGACGUGUUCAGCAGCCCCUCCACGGCGACCAUCUUCUACCACACAGACAUGAUGGCGCUUAUCGACAUCACUGUGCGACACAUCGCCGACCUGUCGCCCGGGGACAAGCUGCGCAUGGAGUACCUCUCCCUGAUGCACGCCGUGGUCCGCUCCACGCCCUACCUGCAGCACCGCCACCGACUGUCCGACCUGCAGGCCACUCUGCGGCGCAUCCUGACGGAGGAAGAGGCUUCGCCCCAGUGCCAAAUGGACCGGAUGAUUGUCCGAGAGAUGUGCAAGGAAUUCCCAGUGCUGGGGGAGACCGCCAGCUAGCACCUUCCCUCCCCUUCCCUGCAGCCCCAGUCAGGGUACAGGGGACUCAGGGGCUUGGCCCUAAGAAUGUUUUGCACUGACAGUAAGGGGAAGAGGGGGUAGAAGGGACCUGAGCCUUGAGCAGGUAGCCCCCACCUGAAGUAGUGCUCAUGCAAGGGGCCAAGUGUAGCAUUGGGGACCAUGGUCUGGGAGCUACACUGGGGCAGGGAAAUGUACAAGCUGAAGCCCUCUCUCCCCUGGUAGGCCGCCUCUUCAGCAUGCCUCCACCCCUACCCAUAUGCGCGCUCAGUCCUGCCGCUGCUGCUCCAGGCUGGGCCAGGGCCCCACCCUGCCUGGUUUGUGUCCUGGGCCUCAGCAAGCCAUGUCCUUGGGGUGAGGGGAGGCACCUCCCACCAGCUCUGUUCUUUGCCUUAGCUUUGCAGUGAGUGCUACUCAUGUGCCCCUACCCCUAAGGGGGUCGCUGCCCUUCGCUCCCACCCCCAGAGGCCUUGGCCAAGCUGCUGCUUUGAAAGCGGGAUCUUGGAGACAGGCCAUCCACCCUGGAGCCUCACGGCACGGGACGAUGGUGCCGAGAAUGCCAACGACAGAAUCUAUUUUCUCUCUGAAAAUGCAGACUGGGAGCCAUGUGUAUUUUCUGAUGUGCUGCAGCUCACCUUAGGAAAUAAAUCACAGGCGUCUGGAAGCGGCUUCCCUGUCUGAUGCCUCUGGUCGGCGGCAGA
This is a messenger RNA of Lepus europaeus (European hare), 2960 nucleotides long. It is a transcript of the gene NCKIPSD, whose product is annotated as NCK interacting protein with SH3 domain. The record is from RefSeq and is a predicted model, not a curated record. Bases 67 to 2241 code for a protein of 724 amino acids. Gene Ontology annotation, molecular function: Arp2/3 complex binding; protein binding. Lineage: Eukaryota; Metazoa; Chordata; Mammalia; Lagomorpha; Leporidae. Gene Ontology annotation, biological process: endocytosis. The transcript has 13 exons.